Messenger RNA from Gadus chalcogrammus (walleye pollock), 1528 nucleotides. It is a transcript of the gene f2rl2, whose product is annotated as coagulation factor II (thrombin) receptor-like 2. The coding region runs from base 316 to 1437 and encodes 373 amino acids. Gene Ontology annotation, molecular function: thrombin-activated receptor activity. NCBI's taxonomy places the organism in Eukaryota, Metazoa, Chordata, Actinopteri, Gadiformes, Gadidae. The transcript has 2 exons. Gene Ontology annotation, biological process: positive regulation of Rho protein signal transduction; thrombin-activated receptor signaling pathway; blood coagulation. The record is from RefSeq and is a predicted model, not a curated record. Gene Ontology annotation, cellular component: membrane.
CAUGUAUGACGCAGGCAGGAAUUCAGCUAUCAAGCCCCAACAGGAAACCAGUCCAAUGUAUUGUACGCUCUCUUUCCCUCUCUCUCUCUCUCUCUCUCUCUCCCUCACUAGCUGGCUCUCACUCUCACGUACACACACAAAAACAUCCACAUUCAUAUCAGCGGGAAGCCCGGGCCUCAGACAGCACCAGAGACAGAGAGGAUGGAGGUACUGUAGCGCGACGGUAGGAAAAUGGGAAACAAAGAUAAAGUUCACCAGUGGAGAAUUCCCAUCGUUGUUGAGUGAGUUCAAUGAGAGCGGGUGAGAGGGAGCGACAUGGCCAAGACCCAGCUUGUGGGAUUCCUGCUCUGUUUGAUGGCAUGGAGAACUCUUCAGGAUCAAGGAAACAACAUCGAUCAAGUAAAGGAUAACACCACUGGCGGUUUUAACCCGAAAUCCUUCAAGGGAAACCCCUGCGAGACUAACUGCACCUCCCAGCGAGGGUCGUUCUCCUUCCCCCCGGAGCUGGGCGUGGACCCCUGGGACGCCGCCGCGGCCUACACCCAGGGGGCCGUGAGCUCCUGGGUCAUCCCCUCCUGCUACAUCCUGGCCAUGGCGGUGGGCAUCCCCUCCAACGUCUACAUCCUGGCCUUCCUGCGGGUCAAGGCGCGCACCUUCACCCCGGCGCUGCUCUACCUGAGCCUGGCGCUGUCCGACACGCUGCUGCUGGCGUCGCUGGCGCUGCGCGUUCACUACCACCUCAGCGGCGACGGCUGGGUGUUCGGCGAGGCCGCGUGCCGGCUGGUCACCGCCUUGUUCUACGGCAACAUCUACUGCUCGGCGCACACCAUCGCCUGCAUCGUCCUGAAGCGCUACCUGGCCGUGGUGCGCCCCUUCCUGUACCGCCGGCUGCCGCGCCGAGGCCUGACGCAGGUCGCCUGCCUCGGCGUGUGGCUGCUGUUCGCCGCCGCCGUGGUGCCCGAGCUGGCGGUGCGGCAGAGCUACGUGGUGCCGCGGCUGGGCGUGGUCUCCUGCCACGACGUGCUCCCCCUGGGCGAGGGCUCCCACGCCUGGCUGGUGCCCUACCGGCUGGCGCUGGUCUGGGUGGGCUUCGUGGCGCCCUUCGCCGUGUGCGUGUGCACGCACGCCGCCAUGAUCUACCACCUGGGGCGCUCGUUGCGCGACUGGGCGCCGUUCAUCCGGGUCAGCAGCCUGGUGCUCCUGAUCUUCAUGGCGUGCUUCCUGCCCAGCGGCGCGCUGCACCUCGCCCACUACACCCGCUUGCUGUCGGGCGGCGGCGACGGCCUGUACGGCCACUACCGGCUGGCCGUGUGUCUGUGCUGCUUCCACAGCUGCCUGGACCCCUUCCUGUGCGUGCUCAUGUCCAAGACGCCGGCCUCCAGGCUGAAGUUCAGCACCGGGCGGGUGUCGCUGCGGAGGCCCGCCGUCAUAAUGUGAAGCAGGCUGUGCCUGUUUGUUUGUGAACAGCUGUGUGGAUGUACCGCCGGGAUGUGCGUGCGCGUGGGCCCCGCGUGCGUGUGUGUGUGUG